Messenger RNA from Lineus longissimus, 955 nucleotides. RefSeq lists its product as uncharacterized. The record is from RefSeq and is a predicted model, not a curated record. Bases 53 to 955 code for a protein of 300 amino acids. Gene Ontology annotation, molecular function: ligand-gated sodium channel activity. Gene Ontology annotation, biological process: sodium ion transmembrane transport. Gene Ontology annotation, cellular component: plasma membrane. Lineage: Eukaryota; Metazoa; Nemertea; Pilidiophora; Heteronemertea; Lineidae. The transcript has 4 exons.
CAGGGAGAAUUACACUGUACUGAUUUCGCAUUAUAACGCCAAUCGCAGCACUAUGCUCAACGAUAUUUUCAUCGCCCCGGUGAAACAAGGCGAGAAGUACCUACAAGAAAUUGACGAUAUUUACCAAAAGGUCAAAGACGGAUUUACUAAGAUUAAUCAUCAUCUAGACACUUUGGGUACCCAAUGGAAUGAAACUGUCACGAACUCUUGGCCGGUUGUUAACGACGUGCUGCGCGUAGUGCAAAGAUACAUGCAUAACAAGAGCUCCAUCUGCGGGAAAAUGACCUUGGCCGAACACGUCAUUCGCCCCAAGGUCAAAGAGACGAUGCAGAAUCUUUAUGAUUUCCUGAAAGAGGUUCUGACAGUUGCAGUCAGUGUGAAUGGACUGUGGACUUGGAUUUAUGAGCAAUUUCGUGAGAGGUUUCUGGAGGAGGUGGUCAUGAAAGACGAGGAUAUUAUAGAGUUCCUCAAACAGUAUAUGCCCGGCUUGGCGGACAAGGAAAGCUUCAUGAACUCCACCACCUACAAGAUGAUAUCUCAAGUUUUAACAAGUCACGAUAUCUGGUUGAACUUUGAGCAGACCGUCCUGGACGUCCAUGCACCAUUCUACGAUGCGUACGGCGAGGUAUUCACGGAUAUGAAAGCUUACAUUCAGUCGAAUGAAGUAGACACCAAAUUUUACAAAGAUAACUUCCUUUCAUUGGUGAUUUACUUUCAAGAAAUGAACUACGAAUUGAUUCAGCAGCAAGAGGCGUACACCAUAUUUGCCCUGUUGAGUGACAUUGGCGGCUCAAUGGGUCUGUUCGUAGGAGGCAGUGUCAUAAGCAUCUUUGAAAUUAUCGACGUAUUUCUGUACAACCAAAUUAGUAAGAAAAUGCAAGAGAAGAAACGACAAAAGAAAAACAAAAAGGCAACAAAUAAAUCAACAGACAACUUCGAGCAGACGACAGUUUAA